Molecule: messenger RNA, 1378 nt
Organism: Desarmillaria tabescens
Lineage: Eukaryota; Fungi; Basidiomycota; Agaricomycetes; Agaricales; Physalacriaceae
Product: TLD-domain-containing protein
Exons: 3
Coding region: 55-987 (310 amino acids)
Biological process (GO): response to oxidative stress
Cellular component (GO): nucleus
Source: RefSeq, a predicted model, not a curated record
AAUAGGAAGCCGGACCGGCAUCCGUUGAAUCGCCGUCAUUCCUCCUGCACGCUCAUGUCCGUGCACCCUUCAUCGAGCUCGCCAUCGUCGCCAGUGUCGAGAACGUCAUCUCGACACCACAACCAUUCACCUACGCGCUCGCCGACGCUUUCUGCGGCAAUGCCAGCACCUCCCAUAGCAUCCACGUCCUCGGUCUCUUCUACACCGCCUGCUGAUGAUUCCCAGUCACGACCGUCGUCGCGCUGGAUGAAUUCUCUUCGCAAGAUAGAUUCACUGUAUCAUCUUGGUGAGCCAGCACACCGUGAGCAUUCAUAUCCUUCUACGCCUGUGAAUAUCUCGCACAAAACCCCCUUCGCACCGCAUGGCAACGCAUCAGAGGCGUCAUCUAUUGUCUACAUUCCGCCUACAGGAGCGCCGGGGUACCGUGGAGAAGCCUAUGACUGGGACACAGGAGCUCUUGAGAAGAAAGCUUCCUAUGUUGAUUUGAAAGGAAGAAGAGAGAAUACUGUGAGUAUAUUAGAUGUGCACCUAGCCAACAUGAUCCGGAACUACCUUCCUGCUCUCUCCCGCCUUCCCCGUUCAUGGUCACUCCUCUACUCACUAGAUCAGCACGGCAUAUCACUCAACACGCUUUACACGCGAUGUGAACAGCCGAAGCCGUGUGGCGCACUUGUCGUGUUCAAGGACGAAGGAGAGACCAUUUUCGGUGCAUUUGUGAGUGAUGGGAUACGGCAGAGCAGGGGAAGAGGGCACUAUGUAUUUAAAUGGACAGGGCGAAACGGUUAUGUUGCACUGUGCGAGCCGGGCUACAUGAGCUUUGGUGGUGGAGACGGGUCGUAUGGACUGUACAUCGAUGCGAACCUGUUGGAGGGUUCAUCAGCACCAUGUCCGACAUUUGCGAAUGAGCCGCUAUGUUCUCCGGGGCAUAGUAUAAGAGGUACAGUGCCGUUUGAGUGUGUGGGGGUGGAAGUGUGGAGAGUGGGCUGAUUUCAUCGAUAUAUACCCUAAUUACUUACUUGUUGUACCAUUAUUAUUGACCCUCAGACAUUCCUAUCUCACACUUGCAAUUACUCUCACUCACUUUCUAACUUCCUACGUUCAAUGACUUUUGAAACUGCGACUGCAACUACCAACUCCAUUUAUUGGUUGGGUUAGGUCAAAUCUUUUCCAACAAUCAAGAUCUACUAGAAUAUCUACACAUGCGCGAGUUGUACGAGAAUUAUAUACGUAACUCUUCAGCUAUGCUGUACCAGAAUUCGCAUCGUUCAUUCAAUGCGUCUGUAACAUUCUCCAACUGAACAUUUCCAGGCUGUAAAAGCAUCCGCGGGCUUCCAUCACUCGACGAUGCAAUCUGUAAAUCAUAGUCACCGUAAAUUUG